Ilex paraguariensis (yerba mate) is the source of this 654-nucleotide messenger RNA. The record is from the annotation of a GenBank genome assembly. Lineage: Eukaryota; Viridiplantae; Streptophyta; Magnoliopsida; Aquifoliales; Aquifoliaceae.
AUGGCACACCUUCCUCCCUUAACUGACCCUUUGCGUUCCAAUAUCACCAACCCCAUGCCUCCUUUCCCUCAAGCUCGGCAUCAACAUGUGACUACUCAGCAACCUUCAGUAGCUUCAAUCCCUCCUGUGAUGGCGAGCCACCCAGCGACUAACCACACUCCCUCGCCUGAGCUAGGGACCCACAUUUCUAUUACCCCCACCAAUAUUCAGAUUACACAUGGGGUUAAUGCGAUUCUCCAAUCAUCCCUGAAUCUCCACAUCCAAUCGUCAUCAAAUGAAACUUCAGUGGUACGUAUUUUGCCACAACCACCACCUCCUCCACCUGGGCAAGGAUAUUCCUCUCCAGUUCCGGCAUUGUCUGCCCAGAAUACUCAAGGAGUCCAGAACCCCCCUGCUAGCAUUUCCUUUGGCUCAUUCAACUCAGCUAUCACUACCAAACCUGCCAAACGAGUUGUUUUCAACAACGGGGAACCAGGCAUUCAAGAUAACCAGGAGGUCCCCAGCCCUGCACCAGCUCUUAAUGAAGGUGACCAACACACUUUAGAAGGACAGAAGGAUACGGCGGACAAGUCUACAUAUCACCAGAGAACAACAUCUAUACAGGGCACCAUUGAUCCAAAUAAUGAAAGGGAUGACUUGUUGACAAUAGUUUGA